Messenger RNA from Alnus glutinosa, 648 nucleotides. RefSeq names its product non-specific lipid transfer protein GPI-anchored 15. The coding region runs from base 26 to 388 and encodes 120 amino acids. Gene Ontology annotation, molecular function: fatty acid binding. The record is from RefSeq and is a predicted model, not a curated record. The transcript has 2 exons. NCBI's taxonomy places the organism in Eukaryota, Viridiplantae, Streptophyta, Magnoliopsida, Fagales, Betulaceae. Gene Ontology annotation, biological process: systemic acquired resistance.
UUAAUUUGAAGGAUAUAUCGUAUCGAUGGCCUCCAACAGUACCAAAGCAUGCCUUGUGGCCGUGUUGGCGUUCAUGCUUGCUUGGGCGGCGGCCUUUGUUGUUGAUGCAGCCGGAGAGUGUGGGAAGACACCCAUUAAGUCGGCGGCUGCAAGCUUGAGCCCUUGCUUGAGUGCAGCUGGGAAUGCUAGGGCUAAGGUUCCACCAACAUGUUGCACCAAAGUUGGUGCCAUGAUCAAGAUGUCACCCAAAUGCCUUUGUGCUGUCUUGCUCUCACCUCUGGCAAAGCAGGCUGGGAUCAAGCCCGCCAUUGCUAUUACUAUUCCAAAGCGCUGCAGCAUCAGUAACCGAUCAGCUGGAAAGAAGUGUGGAAGUUACACCGUCCCUUGAGAAUGAAAGGAAAGCUGAAUGGAAAGCCCCAUCGUCGUCAUGGGAGAAGAGAAACAUGAUCAAUCUAAUGUUAUGUGUAGGAGGAUAAGGUGCAUGUAGCUAGUAAAUAAGAGUUGCCCUAUUGGGUCAUGUCCUGUUAGAUAAUUGACCCAUAUUAUGGCAUUAAUUAAUUAAUAAUUAUAAUAUGUCGUUGAAAAAAAAACUUUUAUAAUAUAUAUGUUGUUGAACAAUGUAAUGCCAGAUCGAUGUGUUUAUAUUUA